ACAAGCCACCGCACCGCUCGGCCAAACGCGAAGUGCCGCCACAACGAAACAAAAUUAUGACUAAAAAGUUCGAAACAAGUGAAAUUUAAUUUUUUUUUCUGUGAGACAGUUACCAGUGACAGUUAUGCAAAUUAUAAUCUCAACGUUUUUCGUGCUCGCUCUUUUGCAAGCACCAGAACUCACUAAAGGAGAAGACUUCGGAUACGAUGGAAACAUCGGUCCAACCCACUGGGGCGAGCGCUACCGAGAGUGCACGGGCAAGCACCAGAGCCCGAUCAACAUCAACGUGCUUCGAGUAAAGCAGGUCACACUGCCCGAUAUCGAGUUCGUCGGCUUCGAUGAUUCCAUCGACGACGUCCAUGUUACCAAUAAUGGGCACACUGUUCUGAUAGAAGUGGACAACGAACCUCAUCCCCGAGUACGCGGCGGUCCGCUAGAGGGCGACUACAUCUUCAGCCAGAUGCACUUCCAUUGGGGCGAUAACGACACCUUCGGCUCUGAGGACAAGAUCAACCAUAGAAGUUUCCCCAUGGAGCUACACAUGGUGUUCUACAAAGACGAGUACCGCACCGCCAAGGAGGCAGUCAAACACAGCGAUGGGCUUGCUGUGCUAGCUUUUUUCUACGAGCUCGACCGCCACCAGCACCCGGCCUACGACGACAUAACAUCUGCGCUGGCGAACGUCACGGAACCCCACGCUACCGUCGUCAUGAGCAACCCCUUCUCGUUCCUCAACAUUCUACCCUACGACCUCAGGCGAUACUUCACGUAUAGGGGAUCGUUGACUACGCCGCCUUGCUCUGAGGUCGUCACUUGGCUGGACUUCGAGCAGCCUGUAAGGCUAGCUCAUGAGCAGAUAGAGCUGUUCCGCGAGCUAAAAUCAGCACACGGCAAGAUCCGCCACAACUUCCGACCCAUCCAGCCCAUCGGAGACCGAGUCGUGUUCUACAACAUUGACAACAACUACUUCAGCUACAAUGAGUUGGACGACCCUAGCGAGGAAACCACUACGACGAGGCCUAGGAGGAGGGGAAAGGGGAACGGGGCGGGGAGUGCGAAACUGUUUUUGAGUUUGAUGUUCCUUUCUAGUACUGUAAUCAUUGUGUUGUAAAAUGUAGCCAUCAAAUUAUUUGUUUUUACCAUGUAGGAGACCUAACGCAGAAGUUGAGGGGAAAAUAUUGAUGUCUCAAAAAUGUAGAUGGCGCUGUACAGCAAGCCUUGUGCGUUUCUUGUCAAUGUCAACUAGCACUAG
This is a messenger RNA of Leguminivora glycinivorella, 1252 nucleotides long. Its product is annotated as putative carbonic anhydrase 3. The transcript is spliced from 7 exons. Gene Ontology annotation, cellular component: cytoplasm. Bases 125 to 1111 code for a protein of 328 amino acids. Lineage: Eukaryota; Metazoa; Arthropoda; Insecta; Lepidoptera; Tortricidae. The record is from RefSeq and is a predicted model, not a curated record. Gene Ontology annotation, molecular function: carbonate dehydratase activity; zinc ion binding.